ACAUGAAGCGUGCCGACGUAUUGGCUCGCUCACGGGAUAGCGCCGCAGUAUUGAUGGCUAGCAGGGGCAACAGGAGGGGGAAACACGGGACACAGAACUCGAAAAGUCGGUCCGGCGUUAUUAACCAUGAAUUAACUUCUGUUACCUGCUUUUAAACGGCAGUGAGAAUGAUGUCGAUACUGAGCGGCGUGUCUUUAAAGGCAGUUGGCGGAGCUCAGUCGAAGCUGCUAAAGGGCAUUGCAGCCAGACAGCUUCACAGCACGUGCGAUGUGGCCGUGGUCGGCGGCGGUAUCGUGGGCUUGGCCGCAGCCCGGGAGCUCAUUCUGCGCCAUCCCUCUCUGAGCUUCAUCCUGCUGGAGAAAGAAAAAGAACUCUCUUUGCACCAGAGCGGCCACAACAGCGGCGUCAUCCACAGCGGGAUCUAUUACACCCCGGGCUCUCUGAAGGCGCGUUUGUGCGUGCGGGGCGCAACGCUGGCCUACGAGUACUGCGAGAAGAAAGGAAUCCCUUACAGGAGAUGCGGCAAGCUCAUCGUCGCCGUGGAGCAGGAGGAGAUCCCCAGGCUGAAAGCGCUCUACCAGCGCGGCCUUAAGAACAACGUGCGCGACCUCAGCAUCCUCGACGCGAAGGGGAUCCGGGAGCGAGAGCCAUAUUGCAGGGGGAUAAUGGCUCUGGAUUCGCCUUACACCGGCAUCGUUGACUGGAGGAUGGUGGCACUCCGGUACGGCAGAGACUUCGAGGAGUUGGGCGGCACCGUGCAGACCGAGUACGAAGUCAGCGGCAUCUCCAUGGUGAAAGAGAGCCCGGCAGGGAGCUCUGAAGGAAUGAAGUAUCCAAUCGCUAUCAGAGACAAAAAGGGAGGCGAGGUGCGGUGCCGCUACGUCCUGACCUGCGGGGGCCUGUACUCCGACCGGCUGUCGCUGAUAUCUGGCUGCAGCCGGGAGCCCAGGAUCGUCCCCUUCAGAGGGGAUUAUCUGGUCCUGAAGCCAGAGAAACACUACUUGGUUAAAGGAAACAUUUACCCCGUUCCUGACCCCCGUUUCCCGUUCCUUGGAGUCCACUUCACCCCGAGGAUGGACGGCAGCGUUUGGCUGGGCCCUAACGCUGUCCUCGCCUUCAAAAGGGAAGGUUACAACUUGUACGACUUCAACGCUCAAGACUUUACAGAUGCUCUCUCCUUCAGAGGCCUUCAGAAGCUGAUAAUGAGGAAUGUCACUUACGGCCUUGGAGAGAUGUACAGAGGGGUUUUCAUCGGCGCUCAGGUUAAAAUCCUGCAGAAAUACAUCCCCGAACUCUCCCAAAUGGACGUGCUCAGGGGUCCCGCCGGAGUCCGGGCUCAGGCCCUCGACCGCGAAGGAAACCUGGUGGACGACUUUGUGUUUGACGGCGGCGUCGGGGACGUGGGCAGCAGGGUGCUGCACGUGCGGAACGCGCCCUCGCCAGCAGCCACCUCCUCCCUCGCCAUCGGCGAAAUGAUCGCCGACGAGGUGGAGAAGCGCUUCGCGUUGUAGACACGCACGGCGGAAGCACAUAGACGGGAUAGGUGCUGCGCCAAGUCCAAACUGCCUCUGCCGGCCUUAACUUAACCAAGAAACUAACUUCUUCUCAAUCAAGUGGUGCUUCAUAUUGGGUUCACACCGCCAUUAUCACUGUUUUCAGUCUACAUUUCUGUCUCUAAAAAAGCACAUCAGAGACUCUUAAUGAAGGUGUGUUAAUUUGCUGACUGAAUAUCGUAAAGUCUGCCUUAUGUGUCCAAAGACUUGAAAAAAAGCUGAUAUUUAAACUGUUCUCAUGAGUGAAAAGGACAAAUCUGUUUUUUUUAAUCACCAAGAGUCUGUGUGAACUGGAUUAUCUCUGUGUAUUAUGGAUUAUCCGUGCAAUGAAGCUCCUCACUGAUAUCAACAUGACUCAGUUUACAAAGAGGAGUGGAUUGACUGUAUUAGUCUGGUUUUAAAGACGGUUUUUAGAUGACAUCACGACUAAAGUGUGUAGUUUUAUACUAACAUUAAAGCAAAGUGGUGUUUUGUGAGCUGUGUAUUUUUGUAGAAUUUAGCCAAAAUCUGCUGUUUGUCAUCGCCCCAGAGGUUUUUCACGCUGCUGUAGCUGUUCAGAUAACAACGGCGUUGUUUAUUUUAUAUUAUUCCAUCUAUUGUAUCGACAGCUGAAUGUGACAGGUCUUAUUUGCCUCUUAGAUUUGUUUGGGAGACUAAAGCGUUGAAAGA
This is a messenger RNA of Menidia menidia (Atlantic silverside), 2222 nucleotides long. Lineage: Eukaryota; Metazoa; Chordata; Actinopteri; Atheriniformes; Atherinopsidae. The record is from the annotation of a GenBank genome assembly.